AUGCAGCAAGCUCCCCUCCGACUGUCCCAGACACUAUGGUCCGCUUUUCGUGCCGCGAAGCCCGUCCACCGAUCCCUCGCUUCCCCUCGUCAAUUCUCCUCAGUGGUGCGUGCAAAUACGCAGCCAUGGACUCACCAACCGCCGCGGAUAGCUGUUCAAGCUCGGUUUUAUAGCGAGAAGAAGUCGGAUAUCAGUCGAGAGAUAGAAGAUGCAAAGGACCGAAUAGACGAGAGCCUGGACUCGAGAGCAGAUGCAGCGGCGCAGAUGCCACACAAGCUCAAGCACCAUCAAGAUGAAACGAUUGUCCACACUAUUCCCGAGUCCUCCUCAAUAGUACAUGCCUCCAAAUCUGAAGAACACAAGGCCCCCGAUAAACCGAGACCUGCGCCGUCGUCCAAUUCUUCCCGUCAGCCCCUCCCGUCCGCCAUCUCCUCCCGCUACACAGACCUUCAACAACGCUUCGCCCAUUUCAUGGACAACUUCCAAACCCACGUCUUUACGGCCUCUCGUCGCCUCAAUGACCUGACAGGCUACUCGGGAAUCGAAGCGUUAAAGACGGACAUAGAACGACAAGAAGCUGUGGUCCAGGAAUGUCGUGCAGCAGUGAAGGACGCCCGGGAGCGGUACAGUGAUGCAAUCGCUCAGCGUAGUACUACGCAACGUGAGGUCAAUGACUUGCUACAUCGAAAGCAUACCUGGUCGCCUGCGGAUUUGGAGAGAUUUACCACUCUUUACCGAUCAGACCACGCUAACGAACAAGCCGAAUCUGCCGCCCAAAAGGAAGUCAGCGACGCAGAAGCCCGGUAUGAGGAAGCCUCCACAAAGCUUGCCAAGGCGAUCUUGGCCCGAUACCAUGAAGAACAAAUUUGGAGUGAUAAAAUAAGGCAGAUGUCCACGUGGGGUACGUGGGGAUUGAUGGGAAUCAACGUGCUGCUGUUCCUCAUCUUCCAGGUCGUCUUGGAGCCUUGGCGGAGGAAACGCUUGGUGAAAGGCUUCGAAGAGAAGGUGGAGUUGGCACUGAAGGAACGGGUUGGAGAGCCCCAGAUGGCAGCGGUACAGCCGAAUCAGAGCAUGGCGGAAGCUGCAACGAGCAUGACAGCAGGCGAAAAAGUCGAGGCGGUGGCAGACAACAUUGCUGAACAGAUCGUGGAUGCUGUGACAGGUUCUACAUCAGACGAGAAAGCUCCAACGCCGCCACCAUUAUCGAACAUCGAGGCAGCCGCCGAAAUCGUCACGGCACGCGAAAUCGAGGCCGAAGAGACGAUCACCACGCCUGCUGCAGGCGCUUCGGAUGGCGCUCUAUCAUCCUCGGUCCUCGCCGACGUGACGCCGUCACAGCAGCCCGCCAGUCAGGGGCUCUCCCGCUGGACAUCACCCGAGUCCUGGCUCGCUGGGUACGAAGAUUCGCUGAGGGCGCUGUUCAGCGACGACCACAAGAUCCUGGUGUCGCAGCGGGACUUGACCACCGUGGCCAUGGAAGGUGUCGCCGGCGGCAUGGCCAUCAUGGGCCUCCUGUUUGUGCUCCUCCGGCCGCGGUAG
Messenger RNA from Fonsecaea erecta, 1539 nucleotides. RefSeq lists its product as hypothetical. The transcript has a single exon. The record is from RefSeq and is a predicted model, not a curated record. NCBI's taxonomy places the organism in Eukaryota, Fungi, Ascomycota, Eurotiomycetes, Chaetothyriales, Herpotrichiellaceae. Gene Ontology annotation, cellular component: mitochondrial inner membrane. The coding region runs from base 1 to 1539 and encodes 512 amino acids. Gene Ontology annotation, biological process: inner mitochondrial membrane organization.